AUGCAGGGCGAAGUGCCAACAAUAUUAUGUGAAAGGGCGGAAACGCAGCUCACGCAACUGAACCAUCUUUCACACGCCCUGCGUUCUGUGACCUUCGGCGACGUGGUCUCAUUCGACCCGGCAUGCGGAAAAAUUUGUUUGGGUGAGAACUGUGUGAAGAAUGCCGAGACCCUGAAAGCGGUGGGAUGUUCAAUUGCGGACGCGGUAGCGGAGCUUGCGAGAGCGGUAGAGGGCCAGCUGACCGAGUUCUUUGCUUAUAUGAAGCAGAAAGAGAAAGAGUCGAUAUCGGCCGUUCUUUCGGGUGGUGCGAAGGUGUCUGGGGAAAUACGGAAGGCAAAUCAAGAGGUCCGCGAGGGGAGUGAAGAUACACCUCGGCCCAACCCAGCAUUGUGUCGGGGCCCACUUUCCCUUUAUCAUGCUGAGCUGAAGGCGGGAGCCACAUCGUUGAAAACAUGUCUCUUCCUCAUGAUGGAGUCGCUCCUCACACGGGUGAUGGGAUGCCGGGCCGCGCUUUAUCUCCGCUGUCGCAGCGAAGGGACCGCCACUCUUCGCCGCGUCCUUCACAUCAACGCGCAUCGUUUUCCGCAGGAAGUUCGCGACAGUGACGCUCGGCCACUCAUAGACGCGAUGGAGGGAUGUCUAGCGCUCAAUAUAAGGGUCCGCACGGUUAGCUUGGAUACUGCUGCAGAGGAACAGGGUCAUAACUUUCAUCCUUUUAGGGGAAAGGAAGGUAAUUCCAUAGCUAUCAACCGCGGUAUGGUAUUUCCCAUUUCCAACUACGGCUGUAUUAUCAUCGCUGACAAAUACCCUACUGCGUCACAUCACUUCUCCACCUCCGACGAAUAUCAGGCUUGGGCAUUUGCCUCGGUUUCCGAAGGCAUGAUGUGCCGGUAUCACCCUCGCGUGCUUCUUGACUCCUUCAGCGUGAGGCCCACGAAGGUGCCUGAAAACUGCUCAAACUUACCGCCAAUAUCGACACGCCUUCACGUCCGCCACGAGGAGGAAAGAAAAGGCGCCGACCUGGGAGCAAUCUGGGAAGCGGUGCCACCAGCAGCAAUGGCGCUCAAGGUCAUGCGCGUCACGCGUAUAGGCACGAGCGCCUCACCAACUCUGAACGAAGGCUACAACGAACUAAACUACAGCGGCAUGCUCCGGGAUGUGGGAGCACACAUACGGGAUCUGGAAGAGGCGUAUGGGAAACUAUCCGCCCAGUUAUUUGAAGCAAAAGAAACAAUGGAUAAGGCACACUGCGAGUUGAACAGGAAGAGGAAACAACAGAGUAAGCUGGAGUCAGAUAUUCACUUCAUGCGGUCAUUGCUUCACGCAGAGGGCAUUAAGACCCCAAAACGCUAA
Molecule: messenger RNA, 1353 nt
Organism: Trypanosoma brucei brucei TREU927
Lineage: Eukaryota; Euglenozoa; Kinetoplastea; Trypanosomatida; Trypanosomatidae
Exons: 1
Coding region: 1-1353 (450 amino acids)
Source: RefSeq, a predicted model, not a curated record